This is a messenger RNA of Callorhinchus milii (elephant shark), 4623 nucleotides long. RefSeq names its product sarcalumenin (gene srlb). Gene Ontology annotation, molecular function: GTP binding. Bases 466 to 3003 code for a protein of 845 amino acids. The transcript has 8 exons. The record is from RefSeq and is a predicted model, not a curated record. Lineage: Eukaryota; Metazoa; Chordata; Chondrichthyes; Chimaeriformes; Callorhinchidae.
AGCCAAAAUGAAGGGACUGGUUUUUUUCAGUGUCUUCCUUGCUCUGCUGUUCCUUGUGGUGCCAGAGCUGCAAGUCUUCACCAAACCCAACAAUGAUGAUGUCGGCAAUCUGGCAGAGCGUGGAGUCUUGGCUGGAGACCCAGACACUGAUGUGAAUGAUGGGGAGCAGCAGGCUGGCGAUGACAUAUUUCCAUCACAAACUGAUUCAGGACCUAAUGACAGUUCAGUUCCUGGAUCGCAUAUUCCCAAAAGGGGAUCUGAUGCAACCAAGGAAAGCGCUGACCAUAAAGUAGAUACAAAAUCACACACUGACCGCUGCACACUGGUGUGUUCAAGCUGUGCUACUAUAAGGGACACCGUAGUUGGGACUGAUGCAAACCAAGAAGAGUCUAAAUCCAAGGAAGACAACUCAAAGAAUGAUACAGUAGACAAAGGGAGAAGCUUGUAAAUGAAGAUGAGUUAAACAUGCAGGAUAAACCAAGUGACUUAAUUACUGAGGAUGGGAAUAGUUUUUUUGCUGGUAAGGAAAGUGCUGGUUUAAAAGCCCAAGACCCAGACAUUAACAAUACAGGAACGACCAUGAAUGUGGACCUUAAAACCAAAAAUGUUGGAAAAUUGCUGGAAGGAUCUGCAAAUGAAACUCAUGAAGGUAAAGGUGGCAAUCUAAAAGAUCCAGCAGAAAAUGAAACCAGCAAUCCUACCGCAGACUAUGAAACCAGCAAUCCUACCGCAGACUAUGAAGACAAAACAGAAAACACAAUUCUUGAAACAAAUAGUAAUGAAGGGCAUUACCUGCAGUUUGGAGAUGAUUUUGAAGGGAAGACUGAUGUUGAAGAAGAAUCUUUGGAGAAAACUGUUGGUGAUCUUGAAGAAAUGGGAGACAAGAGUCUGGAGUUAAACAGAGGACAGGAAAUCAAAGCUAUUAAUCUGAAAGAUGAAACAAUGGAUGAUCAUGAAGAAAAUAAUGAAGUACAUGAUUCUGAAAAGGAAAUUGAGACCAGAAAGGAUGAACCCGAUGAUGGCGAUAAUGGUGAUCUUCAGCAUGAAGCUGAUAAGGAAUCCUUAACUAAGAAGCUAGAACUGCCUGGUGAGGAAUCGGAAGAGCUCACCAAUAAUAAGGAAACCAACAAUGAUCAAGAAGUAGAUGAUUUUGAAGAAAAACAGGAACAUGGUAAAGAAAUGGAAGGUAAACCGGAUACUGCUGAAAGUUCUGAACCUACACAAAUCUCUGAUAAUGAGGAGGUGGAAGAGAAUGUAACAAACAUUGGCAUUGGCUUUGAAUCUGAAGACAAUGGAGAUGAGGGAGAAGAAUUGGCAAUGUUUGAGUCAGACGAGAAGAACGAAGAACCUGUAGAAGAUGAUGAGAUGGCUGAUGAGGAGAUCAGAGAGUCCAGCUUCACUUCUGAAGAACCAUUGACUAGUUCUUCCCUAGAGUCUAGAAAUGAAGAAGAUGAUGAUAGUGUUAGGCUGUCACAAGAACAGGCUAAUGGCAAGAGUGACACUGAGUCACAGAGGGCUCAAGACAAGCAGGACAAAUCUGAACCUCUAACCUCCGAGGAACAGAAUAACAAACGUGUCCAAAGAGAUGAAGGGGAGGAUGAUGAUGUGGAAGCGGAGUCAGAUCCUCAGCUGAACCUGUCCUUCAGGGAUCGCUCCCACAUUGACAAGACACUCCGACUGAAUGAGGCCACUCCAUCUGAUGAUUACUCUAAUGUGCUGCAGCGAUUGCGGAAGCUGUACCAUAGCUCCAUUCGCCCAGUGGAACAAGCGUACAAGUACAACGAACUGCGGCAGCAUGAGAUCACAGCCUACCCAGGACGCUCCAUGAACUCAUUCGAAGAUGGAGAAAUCACAUCAAAACCAAUGGUCCUAUUCCUGGGGCCAUGGAGUGUUGGAAAAUCCACCAUGGUCAACUACAUCCUAGGACUGGAUAAUAAUAUCUACCAGCUUUACACAGGUGCUGAGCCGACUACAUCAGAGUUCACUGUCAUCAUGCAAGGAGACAAGAUUCGUACAGUGGAAGGCAUUGUCAUGGCUGCUGAUAGCGCUCGGUCAUUCUCUCCUCUGGAAAAGUUUGGGCAGAAUUUUCUGGAAAAACUUGUUGGCGUUGAAAUCCCACACAAACUUCUGGAGCGAGUAACUUUUGUCGACACCCCUGGAAUCAUAGAAAAUCGCAAACAGCAGGAAAGAGGCUAUCCCUUCAAUGAAGUCUGCCAAUGGUUUAUUGACCGAGCUGACCUCAUAUUUGUCGUCUUUGACCCUACAAAGUUGGAUGUGGGAUUGGAACUGGAGAUGCUGUUCCGGCAACUCAAAGGGCGUGAGUCUCAGAUCAGGAUCAUUCUGAAUAAGGCAGACAACGUGGCCACUCAGGAACUCAUGCGAGUUUAUGGAGCGCUCUUCUGGAGCUUGGCCCCAUUGAUCAAUGUCACUGAGCCUCCGAGAGUCUAUGUAAGCUCUUUCUGGCCUUAUGAGUACAACCCCGAGACCAAUCAAAAUCUGUUCCUGAAAGAAGAGGUCUCCCUAUUGGAAGAUCUGACCCAAGUCAUUGAGAAUAGACUUGAGAAUAAAAUCGCCUUCAUCCGUCAACAUGCCAUCAGGGUGCGUAUACACGCCCUCCUUGUGGAUCGUUAUCUGCAAACAUUUAAGGACAAAAUGACCUUCUUCAGUGAUCCAGAAUUGGUCUUCAGUGAAAUAUUGGAUGAACCUGACAAGUUCUACAUCUUUAAAUCCAUCCUGGCCAAAACCAACGUCAGCAAGUUUGAUCUUCCUAAUCCCAAGGUCUACAAGGAAUUCUUUGGCAUUAAUCCCAUCAACAAUUUCAAGCUUUUAUCAGGGCAGUGCUCAUACAUAGGUGGAUGCAUGCUGGAGAAGAUCGAGCGUGUCAUCACCCAUGAGCUCCCUGGUCUACUCAGUACCAUCUCUGCUGGCAAAAAACCAUCCCUCUCAUCCUGUGAUAUCACAGGAUGUGGAGAGACACCAAAGAACCGGUACAGAAAGCACUGAACAAAUCACUGUAUGUUAUUUAUGGGUGAAAUAGCUUAUGUCUUAUCUGUCCAAGAAGCCAUGGUUCAUUAACCCUUUGAGAACUGAACUUUCAGCACCCAUUCAGACUACUCUUUGAAGAACAAAGAACUGUAUUAAAUCUGUGUCAUAAUUGUACCAAAAAGAGCAGAAAAGACAUUUUCUAAUGAAUUGUAUUUGCUAAAUCAGGAUAUACUAAGUGGGUCGUCAUUUAAUAUCAUUUAGGAAGGUUUAUGUAGGACUCAGAGGGUUAAUUUAUUUGCAACAUGGCAAUUUAUUAGUAUUUCAUGGUGCAUGUUUAGAGUCAAAACCUAGUGCUCGUGCCCUAUUUAGUGCACAGAGCCUCCACUCCCUGCUGGUGCUAACAUUUGUUCUUGUGUUGUUGGUGUUUUAUUUUCUUUCUCUCCUCAUACACCUCUUCGAGAAUGAAAGUUUCCAUUAGUUAUUCCUGGUCACCAUGAUCUGCUUCCUGAAGGGUGUAAAACCCCUUCAGUUUUCACCCUUCACUUCAUUAAAGGGAAUAGCCUCCCUUUCUCCCAAUCCCAUCUCUUCAGACUAUCAUCAAACCGAUUGAACAGUGCAUAAGAAUUUGCGAGGCGAAAGAAGACCAAGGUCCAUCCAGUUCGCCCUGCACCACCCCGGCCGUCACCUGACAUGUGUCUCAAACUAUAUACUGUAUCCCUGUGUAUUGCAUGCCUACCCUAAACUACCAAAUUUUCACAUCAUACCUCAUUUAGCACUUAUUGUUGCCUUUGGCUGAAUCUGGUGAGGUUCUUGCUGAAGUUGUUUUGAUACAACUUUAAAAAGUUGCAAGUAAAUUUUUAAUGCUAAAGUAAGCACAUAGCUUAUGUUCAAUGGCAUUCAACACGUCUUCAUGUACCAUUCCCUCAAUGUGUGCCCGAAUCCAAAGAUAUAUAUGUAUAUAUUUCAUUUUAAAUAUCCCAAUUGAUUCUUCUUCUGUAGCUUUCUGGGAUAGUGAAACCACAUUCUAAAAUCCAUUGUGUACAAAAAAGGCUACUCUACUCAUUUAUAAUUAGUUGAUCUCUAAAGUUAAGAUUAUACUCCUUGUUUUGGGAUCCCUCCACUAUCAUCCCACUAUUUAGCUUGGCAAUUUCCCUCAUUAUUUUAAACACUUCAAUCAGAUCACCUUUCAAUCUAUUUAACUAAUAACCCAAGUCUAUCCAGUCUUUCAAUGUAGCUAAACCCCAGGUAUUGGUUUGUGAAUUAUAGCUGAUUUGCUUCUGAAGUCAGUAUAUCCUUCCUAAAUUUGGGUGCCCAAAACUGCUAAAGAUUUAUACAAAGAUUGAGGCCCAGCCAUACAGUCUCACAUCAGUGUGGUAUUAGUCUGGACAUUAUCAUAUACUAAUAUUGAUCUCCACGAGUCCUGUCUGUAACUCCCAAUAGUUGUCUCCAUGGUGGCCAAAAGCAGUAGAGAAUUAGAUCCCAUAGGUUCACAUGAAACAAUAUGGAUAUAUCCUGAACAGAUUAUAUCUACUUGAUAUCGAGGUUUGCUGGAAUUAGAUAUUUCAAUUUUUGACAGAUGAUAUCAAUGUUUAUUUUCAAUUUUUGCAGUUUUUUUUGAUAGCAAUCUAUUUGACCACA